Messenger RNA from Suricata suricatta (meerkat), 3306 nucleotides. RefSeq names its product kelch like family member 26 (gene KLHL26). NCBI's taxonomy places the organism in Eukaryota, Metazoa, Chordata, Mammalia, Carnivora, Herpestidae. The transcript has 3 exons. The coding region runs from base 182 to 2023 and encodes 613 amino acids. The record is from RefSeq and is a predicted model, not a curated record. Gene Ontology annotation, molecular function: protein binding.
GCAGACCCACCCCCUCAUUAGGCCUGGCCCCACCCCUCGCCCAGGGCCCCGCUUUCUGCAGAGCAGGCCCGGUGCCGCCUCCCCUGGCCCCCUCAUCCCCCCCGCGUUUCUGUCUCCCGGGCCGGCGCUCGCGGCUCCCGUCACUUGAACGCGCGGCGGCGGCGGCGGCGGCGGCGGGAAGAUGGCGGAGUCCGGUGGCGCUGGUGGUGCUGGUGGCGGCAGCUUCGGAGCGGGCCCGGGCCCGGAGCGCCCGAGCAGCAUGGCCGACAAAAACGGAGCUCUCAAGUGCACCUUCUCGGCGCCCGGCCAUAGCACCAGCCUCCUGCAGGGCCUCGCUGCCCUCCGUGCCCAGGGCCAGCUCCUGGACGUUGUGCUCACCAUCAACAGAGAGACCUUCCACGCGCACAAGGUGGUCCUGGCUGCCUGCAGCGACUACUUCAGGGCCAUGUUCACGGGUGGCAUGAGGGAGGCGAGCCAGGACGUCAUCGAGCUGAAAGGCGUGUCAGCUCGCGGCCUGCGGCACAUCAUCGACUUUGCCUACAGCGCCGAGGUGACGCUAGACCUGGACUGCGUGCAGGAUGUGCUGGGGGCUGCCGUGUUCCUGCAGAUGCUUCCCGUGGUCGAGCUGUGCGAGGAGUUCCUCAAGGCCGCCAUGAGCGUAGAGACCUGCCUGAACAUCGGCCACAUGGCCACCACCUUCAGCCUGGCGUCACUCAAGGAGUCGGUGGAUGCCUUCACCUUCCAGCACUUCCUGCAGAUAGCCGAGGAGGAGGACUUCCUGCACCUGCCACUGGAGCGGCUUGUCUUCUUCCUGCAGAGCAAUCGGCUGCAGAGCUGUGCCGAGAUCGACCUGUUCCGCGCAGCCGUGCGCUGGCUGCAGCACGACCCGGCCCGUCGGCUGCGCGCCAGCCAUGUGCUCUGCCACAUCCGCUUUCCGCUCAUGCGGUCGUCAGACCUGGUGGACAGCGUGCAGACGCUGGACAUCAUGGUGGAGGACGUGCUCUGCCGCCAGUACCUGCUGGAGGCCUUCAAUUACCAGGUGCUCCCCUUCCGGCAGCACGAGAUGCAGUCGCCCCGCACGGCUGUGCGCUCGGACGUGCCCUCCCUGGUCGCCUUCGGUGGCACGCCCUACACGGACAGCGACCGCUCCGUCAGCAGCAAGGUGUACCAGCUGCCCGAGCCGGGCGCUCGCCACUUCCGGGAGCUCACGGAGAUGGAGGUGGGCUGCAGCCACACGUGCGUGGCCGUGCUGGACAACUUCGUGUACGUGGCCGGGGGCCAGCACCUGCAGUACCGCAGCGGCGAGGGUGCGGUGGACGCCUGCUACCGCUACGACCCGCACCUGAACCGCUGGCUGCGCCUGCAGGCCAUGCAGGAGAGCCGCAUCCAGUUCCAGCUGAACGUGCUGUGCGGCAUGGUGUACGCCACGGGGGGCCGCAACCGCGCCGGCAGCCUGGCCUCGGUUGAGAGGUACUGCCCGCGGCGCAACGAGUGGGGCUACGCCUGCUCUCUGAAGCGUCGCACCUGGGGCCACGCAGGCGCCUCGGCCGGGGGCCGCCUCUACAUUUCGGGGGGCUACGGCAUCUCCGUGGAGGACAAGAAGGCCCUGCACUGCUAUGACCCUGCCGCUGACCAGUGGGAGUUCAAGGCGCCCAUGAGCGAGCCCCGCGUGCUUCAUGCCAUGGUGGGUGCCGGCGGCCGCAUCUACGCCCUCGGGGGCCGCAUGGACCACGUGGACCGCUGCUUUGACGUGCUGGCGGUGGAGUACUACGUGCCCGAGACAGACCAGUGGACCAGUGUGAGCCCCAUGCGGGCGGGCCAGUCAGAGGCCGGCUGCUGCCUGCUGGACCGGAAGAUCUACAUCGUGGGGGGCUAUAACUGGCGCCUCAACAACGUCACGGGCAUCGUGCAGGUGUACAACACAGAGACGGAUGAGUGGGAGCGCGACCUGCACUUCCCAGAGUCCUUCGCGGGCAUCGCCUGCGCCCCUGUCCUGCUGCCCCGGUCCGGGACCAGGAGGUAGCUCCCGGCACCCCUGGGAUGUGGCCCAGCCUCAUGUAGUCUCUGCGAGGGGUUUGGUGAAUGCACCCUGGGGCUGAGGGCCGCAGAACCACCCCCGCCGCGGCCCUGUGGCCUGACGUCUUGGGGCCUGCUGCAUUGAUAAGGUUCCUCCCUGGGGUCCCUCCUUCCUUUCUGGCUUUCUUCCUUCCCUGCAUCCUGGCUUCGUGCCCACUGAGGGAGCCUGGCGGCCCUGAGGCUGACGUGUCAUGGCGGCCAGGCUUUCCUUACCUGCCCUGCAUCCUCGCUCAUGGAGGGGAUCAGGGUCCCCUUUGGGGUUUGUUGUGUGGCUUGUGUCCCACUUCUCUCUCCUCCCCCAGCCUGGCUGUCUCAGACAUUCGGAUGCAAGCUCAUUAGCAUCGGUCCCCAAAUCUGUGGUUUGCAACCUGUCCCCCUCCCAAGGUUCUUGCUCUGUGUUUUUUAAAAUAAACACCCACCCCCCAACUCUUAACACCCAGACCUCCAGGAGCUGGUGGGGUGGCACGGGUGCACCCGGCUCAGGAUUGACCUCAAGGGUGGGUAUGUUUCUGCCUCCAAUAAGCCCGAGCUGCUGGGGUGGGAGGGUGACCUUGGAAAAGGGUCUCGCACGUCUUUAUUCCUGUCCUGAAACCUUCAGUCUGUUCUGUUUUGUCCGCUUCCAGAAGGAGGAAACACAGCUGGCCCUCAGAGAGGGUCCUUAUGGUCGCCCAGCCUUCUAUGUGGCACUGGGCAUCUCAUGGGUCCUCCGUGGGGAGUGGGCCGACACACUAGGGGGACACCUGCUUUAGAAUCUCUCCAUGUGUCUGCAUUCUGCAAGUCUGAUGAUCUUUAUUUCUCUCCGUUUUUCCAGCCCUGUCCCCCCACCCCCCCAUCCCAUGUUACGGGUGUCAGGCCACCAGGCCUGUGCCCUCAGCGAGGUGCGGCCUCUUCCCUCCAGGGGCUUUGCGGCAUCUCUGGCCACAUUUGAUUUGGUGUGAAACCUCUAAAGCUGUUGUUGUUUUUUUUGCUGUUGUAGUUUUUAUUUUUGGUUGUUGUUGUUUUGUUUGGUUUGGUUCUGUUUUGCUUUUUUUAAGAUACGGCACUGCUGUCUUAUAAAUGGGAUUUGUACCCUUGGGGCAAUUUAAAGUGUCUCUUCUGCUGCUAACGGACGAUUGAUGUUGUGUCUCUGUGACCCACUCACCGUGUAAAGAAUUAACCUCAUAUCUUAGCAGAUGUCAUCUCCUAAUAUUUUCCUUCAUUUAAUAAAAAUGUUAUGGUGAAGAGAUGGAA